AUGGUCAAAAUCAAUAUGUACGGACGGGGGCUCAGCCUUCGGCUGGCCAUCAUGUUCACCUGCCAAGCAGCAUUCGCCUUAUUCGGCUACAACCAGGCAGUAUUUUCUGGGAUUAUCAACAACGCUGAUUUCCUCGCCAUCGUCCACCAUCCCACUACGGCUGUAAUGGGAAUCAUAGUGUCUAUAUACAAUCUAGGCUGUCUCCUUGGCACAGCGGUGGCCUUCUUGACAAGUGACAAUUUAGGUUUUCGAAAGUCCGUGUGGCUUGCGAUGUGUAUAAUUAUAAUUGGGGCAACGGUCCAGACCAGCUCCUACUCCAAAACACAGUUGCUGGUGUCCCGGCUCUUCACUGGGAUUGGAAUUGGCAUCAUGACAACGACCGUGCCGGUGUACCAAGCGGAAUUAUGUGAAGCACGCAAACGAGGAAUGUACGUCUGCACUCAGCCUCUCGCUGUCGGUGUAGGUAUUACCAUCGCGUACUGGUACGACUAUGGCAUGAGCUAUGUGGAUGGACCUAUCAACUGGAGGCUGCCCAUCGCCAGUCAAGUGAUCAUCGCAAUUCUAGUUAUCAUAUUGCUUCUUGGACUUCCGGAGAAUCCUCGGUGGUUGUGCCGUCAGCAUAGGAGGCAGGAGGCCUUGCAAGUUCUAAGCGACUUCUAUGAUCUACCACUAGAUCAUCCAACGGUAACCCAGGAGGCUGAAAAUAUCUUCAGGGCCAUAGACGAUGGUCGUCCAGAGUAUAAGUGGUCAGAGAUCUUCAAGAAAGAUGAGCUUCAUACGGGUCGACGAAUCUUGCUGGCGUAUGGGCUGCAGUUUACGAACCAGAUGGGAGGGGCUCCCUUGAUUGUUGUAAUCCUUGAAGAUAACGUGGGCCUCGACGCCAAGUUGAGUUUAUUGCUCAGUGGAGUGAUCCAAUUGAUGUUUGUCAUAGGUGCUUUUUAUCCCAUCUUUUACUCCGAUCGACUGGGACGGCGGAGUCCAAUGAUGUGGGGAUCCUUUGGCCUCUUCGUAUGCCUACUCAUGAUCUCCAUUCUUCUGUCCUUCAAAGGGACAAACCUGGAAAAGUCGGCCGCUACGGCCUCCGUGGCUUUCUUCUUUCUGUAUAUGCUCAUCUACGGGGCCACGAUUAAUUGCAUACCAUGGGUAUACGGGCCAGAGCUACUGCCCCAACACGUCCGGACAAAAGGGCAAGCCAUCGGAAUUUCGGCUAACUGGCUCUGGAGCUUUUUCGUGAACAUGAUAUCUCCGACGCUGAUCCGAGACCUGGCAUGGAAAGGGUAUCUCAUCUUCGUCGCCUUUAACCUCGUCUUUAUACCGAUCGUGUACUUCUACUAUCCCGAAACAGCUAACUUGAGUCUCGAGGACAUUGAUUCCCUGUUCGGAGUCCAGAAGGCACAGCCUAUUCGGGAGGAUGACAAAGGGUUUACCUGGGUGGAAACCAGACCCGUGAGCUAA
Aspergillus vadensis CBS 113365 is the source of this 1455-nucleotide messenger RNA. RefSeq names its product sugar transporter-like protein. Gene Ontology annotation, molecular function: carbohydrate:proton symporter activity. The transcript has 9 exons. The coding region runs from base 1 to 1455 and encodes 484 amino acids. NCBI's taxonomy places the organism in Eukaryota, Fungi, Ascomycota, Eurotiomycetes, Eurotiales, Aspergillaceae. Gene Ontology annotation, biological process: transmembrane transport; carbohydrate transport. Gene Ontology annotation, cellular component: membrane. The record is from RefSeq and is a predicted model, not a curated record.